Molecule: messenger RNA, 1592 nt
Organism: Xiphias gladius (swordfish)
Lineage: Eukaryota; Metazoa; Chordata; Actinopteri; Istiophoriformes; Xiphiidae
Gene: tmem147
Product: transmembrane protein 147
Exons: 8
Coding region: 167-844 (225 amino acids)
Source: RefSeq, a predicted model, not a curated record
GAAGGCUCCUGUUUUACAGCUGCUGCCAUGUGGUUUAGAUGUUAACUAGAUUAAUUAUAGCUGUGUGUUUAACCUUCAGAGGGAGAAACUAUCCUCAAGACUUGUGAGCUGACAUUAGCUUUAGCGGUGUGGCUACACCGGGAGCUGAAUUUUGUGCCCAGACAUCAUGACACUGUUUCACUUUGGAAACUGCUUUGCCCUGGCGUAUUUCCCUUACUUUAUAACAUACAAGUGCAGUGGCCUUUCAGAGUACAAUGCCUUCUGGAGAUGUGUCCAGGCUGGUGCAACCUACCUGUUUGUCCAACUCUGUAAGAUGCUGUUCUUAGCUACAUUCUUCCCCACAUGGGAAGGAGGAGCUGGUGUUUAUGACUUUGUAGGGGAAUUUAUGAAGGCAACAGUGGACCUGGCAGACCUGUUGGGCCUACAUCUUGUGAUGUCUCGUAAUGCUGGUAAAGGAGAGUACAAGAUCAUGGUGGCUGCCAUGGGCUGGGCAACAGCAGAACUUGUCAUGUCCAGGUGUCUUCCUCUGUGGGUGGGAGCCAGAGGGAUUGAGUUUGACUGGAAAUACAUCCAGAUGAGCUUUGACUCUAACAUUAGUUUGGUCCAUUAUAUUGCCAUGGCAGCAGUGGUGUGGAUGUUUACACGAUAUGACCUUCCUAAGAGCUUCAGGCUGCCUGUUACUGUGCUGCUGGCUCUGUGUGUCUAUAAGGCCUUCUUAAUGGAGUUGUUUGUCCAUGUCUUCAUCUUGGGCAGUUGGACAGUGUUGCUGGUCAAAGCCGUGCUGACUGGUGCUAUCUCUCUCUGCUCGCUGUUUCUCUUUGUUACUCUGGUCCACAGCAACUAAGUAAACCUCAGCACCCUGGGAUAGGCCUAUUACAGUCUCUUUGGUCCAGUGUUGACCGGGGUGGUCAUAAAUCAGAAGCUGACCCCUGACACCAUAUCAGUCUUAGUAUCACCAUACAACACCUAAGACUGCUGAAAAAUGCUUGUUGAUAUUGGGUAGUUGGACUGGUCCAAUGUACACAAAACAGGCUGACAUACAGGCCACCAACUGGUGAGCUAACCUUUUCUCCCAGUUUGUUUUGAUCAGCCUGUAUGGUCUGUUGAUGGGGAAAAACUAAAAUUGCAGGAUGAAUGGUGACAUCGGGAGGCUUCUGUAAUAUGAUUGGCUUACCUAAACUGUGUUGCCUUUGAGAAAAGGUUAAUUUUGUAUCUGAAUGACCACAAAUGAAAUGAGACUUUAUAAAUAACAUAUUUCUGUGUGUUGUCUAAUGAACCAACGUAAAUGCCUAGAUUAGAUAGUGAAAUGUACUGAGUGGAUUAAUAACAGAUGGAUGACAGUGAUAGUUCAUUGUGUGGCCACAAAUUUAUCGAUUUAUUUAUAUACAAAUAAAUAUACAAGUACUUGAAACACAACUGUAGCAAGAUUUUUCUAAUUAUUGAAGACAUUGUCAGAAAGAUUAAAAGUUUAACUCAAUAAUUGAAAGUUUCUGCAGUAUGAAUAUACUGAGGUUCCCAGUUCAUUAUGACAUUAUGUUGAAUUGUAAACAUCUGUGAUUUUUGACGCAAAUAAAUGUCUUUCUAUUGUCUUA